AUGAAUAAGGAGGGAAAACCAGUCCAGCGAAUUCGCUUCGACGCUACGGAUGAGGAGGCAGGCCGUGAGCCGCUUGAGUGUGCGCGUGAUCGUCGUCGUCGUCGCAGCAGUGUGGGCAGUCUGUCGAUUCACAGCACAGGUGGUGCAAGGAACGUAGAUCCUGGGACUGCGCUGCCUAUCACUUACCGUACACUAUCCAUCGAAGUCGACGAGGAGAAACAAAAGAAGCAGUCGGAGAUUAAGCGCGCAAAGGAAAAGGGCGCUGUUGACCUUGCUGUCCUUGAAUGGCACACCCUAGAAGUUGAAGAACUUUGCCGACGUCUCUCUGUCGAUACAAAUCAAGGUCUCUCAGAUGAUCAGAUCAAGCGACGCGUUGCCGAGUAUGGCAGGAAUAAAAUGUCGCCUCCCCCUUCAAGCCUCUUCGGAAAGAUCAUAGGCUAUUUCUAUGGUGGCUUCGGAAGUAUUUUGCUCAGCGCUGGUAUCCUCGUCUUCAUCUCAUGGAAGCCCCUUGGAGAUCCUCCAGCGGAGGCUAACUUGGCACUUGCCUGUGUCCUGAUCGCAGUCUGGCUCAUCCAGGCUGCUUUCAACGCAUGGCAGGAUUGGUCCACCAGCCGCGUAAUGGCCUCCAUUGGGACCAUGCUUCCUGACCAGUGUAUUGUCAUUCGCAAUGGUUCGCAGGCCAGCGCAUCUGCUCUCGACCUGGUGCCUGGCGACAUUAUUGUCAUCAAACAAGGCAACAAGCUGCCCGCCGAUGUUCGCUUCGUUGAAGUUUCCAGCGAUGCUAUGUUCGAUCGCGCUAUUCUUACCGGUGAAUCGGAGCCUGUACACGCGACCGUCCAAUCUACAGAAGAAAACUACCUCGAGACCAAUAAUAUCGGCAUGCAGGGUACGCACUGUAUAUCCGGUAGCUGCUUGGGUGUCUGCGUCGCGACUGGUGACAGCACCGUCUUCGGACGCAUCGCAAAGCUUACCUCGGACCCCAAGACUGGCAUGACACCAUUACAAAAGGAGAUUCUUCGCUUCGUCCUCAUCAUCUCGACUUUUAUCACAGUAGUGGUCAUUGUCAUCAUUGUUCUCUGGGCUGCAUGGCUGCGCAAAGACCACCCUAACUGGAUCAGCGUUCCGCUCCUAAUCGUCAGUUGCGUGUCGGCUGCGGUCGCUUUCAUCCCCGAAGGUCUACCCAUCGCACUUACUACGAGCUUGACUAUCGUUGCCAACAUCAUGAGGAAGAACAAGAUUCUGUGCAAGUCGCUUAAGACUGUUGAGACUCUAGGGUCAGUUUCAGUCAUUUGCUCUGAUAAGACUGGCACUUUGACAAAGAAUAGCAUGGUCGUCACCAACCUCUACGCUGGAGGCGAAGAGCACACGCCCGAAGCAGCCCGCGACCUCAUGGCUGCCCUUAGAUCCGGGAACAGCAUUGCUGCCAUCUCAAAUAAGAGAGAGGAUGUCAUCGAUCGCGUGCGCAUGCUCGCUGGUCUUUGCAACUCCGGAGAGUUCGAUGCUUCCACGAUGCACCUCCCCAUUGCAGAACGCAAGAUCAACGGUGAUGCGACAGACCAGGCCCUGCUUCGUCUUUCCGAAAGCCUUGGUUCAGUGGCUGAGCUUCGUCGCGACUACAAAAAGGUCUUCGAGAUUGCUUUCAACAGCAAAAACAAGUUCAUGGUGAGGCUUAUGAGUCCGGCUAACCAAAACGCGACCGGUAGCAUCGCAACACUCAUGAUCAAGGGUGCGCCUGAUAUUCUUCUCGAUCGUUGCGAGACAAUUCUCGACAACAAGGGCGAGUUUGUUCCUCUAACUUCUGGUCAAUUAGCCCGCAUCGAACGCAUCAAGGAUGACUGGUCUUGCCAGGGCAAGCGUGUCAUCUUGCUCGCUCAGAAGCCAACCAUUGCUCCAUUCUCUGCCAAUGCUGAAAAGGAAGUUCUUGUCGCUGCUCGUCAAGGUCUGACUUUCGUCGGUAUGGUUGGUAUCGUUGAUCCUCCUCGCGACGAGAUCCCUGGUGUCGUUCGCAUCCUCCGUGGUGCUUCUAUCCGUAUUUUCAUGGUCACCGGCGACUUCAAGCUCACGGCGCAAGCUAUUGCAGAAGAAUGCGGUAUCCUUUCGAAUUCGGCACUUGUCGAUGAAAUCAGCGCCCUUAGUCACGAUGGCAAGAUCGGCACGACGAAGCAGUCUAUCGUCCUGAGUGGACCGGAACUCAUCACUCUGAAUGAGGCGCAAUGGGACCAGCUUUGCCAGUACCAGGAGAUUGUCUUUGCAAGAACGACGCCUGAGCAGAAGCUUCGUAUUGUCAAGGAGUUUCAGUCUCGCGAGAAUAUUGUCGGUAUGACCGGUGACGGUGUCAACGAUGCUCCGUCUCUCAAGGCCGCCGACAUUGGUAUUGCCAUGGGCAGUGGCUCUGACAUUGCCAUCGAAGCUGCUGAUAUGGUCCUUCUUGACUCUUUCGCCGCAAUCGUUGAAGCAGUCCAAUACGGUCGACUUGUCUAUGAUAACCUCAAGAAGACCAUCGUGUACCUCCUUCCCGCAGGAAGUUUCUCUGAGCUCUGGCCCGUCAUCACCAACGUCGCAUUCGGUAUUCCCCAGGCCCUGUCUUCUUUCCUCAUGAUCAUCAUUUGCUGUCUCACUGAUUGCGCCGCUGCCAUCACACUUGCGUACGAGAAGCCCGAAGCCGAUCUUAUGCUACGCCCACCCCGCAAUCCGCGUAAGGACCGCCUGGUUAACACUCAUCUCAUCUUCCAUGCCUACUUCUUUGUCGGUCUGAUACAAUGCUUCCUCUCCUUCACAAUGGCCUUCUGGUACCUGGAGACCCAGGGCAUUCCUUUCACAGCCAUGUGGCUAAAAUAUGGUGUCUACGACCCUCAUUAUGAUGCCGACUACAUCAACGAGAAAUUCAAGACCGCAUCUAGUAUCUACUUCGUCACGCUUGUUGUCAUGCAGCUUUUCAAUCUGCUGGCGACGCGCACACGUCGACUUUCAAUUUUCCAACAGCCGCCGCUUUUCAACAAGGAGACGCAGAAUUGGCUGCUGUUCCCUGCCAUGGGUUUUGCGAUCGUCGUUGUUUUCAUUUUCUGUUACAUCCCUGGCCUGCAAAAUACGAUCGGUACCAGGCAGGUGCCAGUGGAACAUUGGUUCCUGCCCGCUGCGUUCGGUUUUGGAUUGUUGAUGUUGGACGAGGCAAGAAAGUACUGCAUAAGAAGGUGGCCUCAGGGCCUUCUUGCGAAUAUCGCAUGGUAG
Molecule: messenger RNA, 3228 nt
Organism: Didymella exigua CBS 183.55
Lineage: Eukaryota; Fungi; Ascomycota; Dothideomycetes; Pleosporales; Didymellaceae
Product: calcium ATPase
Exons: 5
Coding region: 1-3228 (1075 amino acids)
Biological process (GO): potassium ion import across plasma membrane; intracellular sodium ion homeostasis; sodium ion export across plasma membrane
Cellular component (GO): membrane
Molecular function (GO): ATP binding; ATP hydrolysis activity; P-type sodium:potassium-exchanging transporter activity
Source: RefSeq, a predicted model, not a curated record